Fusarium fujikuroi IMI 58289 is the source of this 3681-nucleotide messenger RNA. Its product is annotated as AM-toxin synthetase (AMT). Bases 1 to 3681 code for a protein of 1226 amino acids. The record is from RefSeq and is a predicted model, not a curated record. Lineage: Eukaryota; Fungi; Ascomycota; Sordariomycetes; Hypocreales; Nectriaceae. The transcript has 3 exons.
AUGCAUUCCACCAAAACUGAUACGACAACUUCGGCUGGUUCCUCAGAUAGGACACUUUGGUCUCAUUCUACUGACGGAUCUCACUCAUCGGACGGCCAUCCUGUUUUGAGUUUCUACCAUCGUGAAGCUCGUAUUGCAAUGAAAAAGCUCAAUGAAUUCUGCAAGGCACAUGAUGCAACUCCUCAAUCUGUGUGUUUCACUACCUGGUCGAUUGUACUCUACCACAUGACAGGGCAAAGUGACAUUUCUGUGGAUGUUGAAAGUCACUAUCCGAUGGCUCUUGCAGAGCGACCUGAAUGUAGAACAUUCAAUAUGACACUAAGGAGUACUACAACACCACUUGAGCUGAUCACCCAGUACAAAGUGUCUGAAAUUUCAUCGUCUAGGGAGACGGCAACUCAGGAACCAAGCAUCUCAAACGUCAAAGACAAGCACAUGUUCAAAAUGAUACAAGAGGCAAAGGUGUUCCAAGAUGAGCUCGAUAAAACAGUUUCCUCUAGCCUUGAUUACGUUUCCUACGCCCAUUUGUUGAUCGAAUCGGAUACUGCUACGCUCAAGUUUCUUUGGAGAAACGACCUCCAAGAUCAGGAAGAAAUAGCCAAUAUCCUCGAUCAUACAUAUAACUGUAUACUUUCCCAGCCAGACGCUUCGAUACAGUCGAUGGGUAGUCCUACUCUGAGACAACUAGAACUACUUUCCACCGAGCCUGAAGCAGACUCAAGCUUCAACAUCCUGGACCUGUUUUGUCUUACAAGUUCCACGUUCCCAUCCAGAACAGCUAUCAAUGCAUGGGAUGGCGAUCUAUCAUAUCAGGAACUUCAGAAUACUUCAGAACGAUGGGCCAAAGCUUUGCUAUCACUUGGCCUGACUACAGGUGAUAGAGUUAUCCAUGCGUUUGAACAAUCUCGGUCCGCAAUUGUUGCCUGGCUGGCCAUCCUCAAAGCUGGUUGUACCGUCGUGCCGAUAAACCUACCAACACCAACUGAGAGACUCAGAACCAUCAUCGACUCGACAACAUGCAAAGCAGCGAUUUGUGACACGACCGGCUCUUCACAUAUUGGCCCCAUUUCAUUGCUUUUGCUUACCCCAUCCGACCUAGAUACAAGUGGUAAAGAAGGCAACAUUGAACUCAGAAAAGUCAGUACUUCGAGCAUUGCCGUUAUCAUUUUUACCUCAGGAUCUACCGGCCAACCCAAAGGUGUCAUUCAAACACACGGUGCCAUUGCGAGUAGCCUAGUAAAGGUCACGAAGGUAUUGGGACUGGAUGAAGAAAGCAAGUUUCUGCAGUUUGCUCCGCAUUGCUUUGAUGCAAGUAUCUGCGAGAUACUCGGCACACUUGUCACCGGUGGCUGCUUGUGCAUUCCAGCCCCUGAUAAAAAGCUAAAAUACAUCGCCAAAAACAUCAACAGGAUGGAGAUUACCCAUGCCAUCUUGACACCUACAGUUGCAAAGAUGUUAUCGCCAGAUCGCGUGCCAAGCCUCAAAAGUCUGAGUGUAGGUGGGGAGCCUUGUUCUUCGGACCUUCGUGAAACUUGGUCGCCUCAUUUACAGUUCAACAUCUUAUAUGGCGCGACCGAGGGUGGAGUGUGGGAUACCAUCAAGCGUGUCAGUCCUGAUGACGACUUGAGCGCUCCCAGCAUCGGGUUUCCCAUCAACAGCCGCGUUUGGAUAGUGCAUCCAGACGACUGGACUAUGCUCUCCCCUUUAGGGGUUCCAGGGGAGAUAUGCAUCCAAGGGCCAGAAAUCGCUUCAGGCUACCUUGAAGACGAGAAAAAGACCGAGGAAGCUUUCAGCGAUCGUGGACUAGUCAUGAAGGAUGGUAGCCUGCGUAUCCUUGGUCGCAUAGAUCGCCAAGUUAAGAUUAACGGCCAGCGAAUCGAACCUGGAGAAAUCGAGGAAACAUUGAGGCAACAUUUACCUGAUCACCUAAAUGUAUUUGUUGACACCUUCACACCUCGAGGAGAUAAAUCAAGGCUAGUUGUGUUUUUCUCCCAUGGAACGAGCUCUGAGCCUUCCCUGAUGCAAGAAACCGACCUGGACCCGGCGGCUCGUGAUGCCAUUCGUUCGUCUCGAGACGUUCUACCUGACAUCAUGGUGCCGUCAGUGGCCAUCCCCAUCACAGCCUUCCCAAUGACCCAAACGAACAAGGUCGACCCUCAAGCAAUUAGGAAACUUGGUACUGCCUUCUUCGAUUCCCAGAAUAUGUCCUCCCCUCCGAGUCAUGCCACUAGAGAUUCAAAAUCUGAGAACAAUAACAGAACAAAGGCCGAAAAUGUCGUCCAAAAGUUCUUGCACGAACUCGGAAAUGGCUGUACAAAAGCCUUGGAAGAUCCUAAAGCUACUUUGAAAGACUUAGGUAUCGAUUCUAUGGAUGCGGUGUCAUUAGCCUCAACUUUAGAACGGGAAGCGCAUAUCGAUAUAUCUGCAUCCAAGCUCAUGGACCCAAACUUUCGCGUUGAUGACCUCGCCGACGUGUCUGAAGACGAAGGCAAGGACGGAAGAAGUCUCUUAAACAGCGAGAUCGACAAAUGGACAAAGAAGCUUAGCAAAAUUGGCUGCUCUCGAGGUCAUUGUGUCCUCUUGACAGGCCCUAACGGAUUUCUUGGCCGAGAAAUUCUACGUCAAGUCCUUCAGUGCCGUCUGAAACCAACAGUUACUUGUCUGAUGCGAGGUAAGGAUUACCAUCACGCUCAGGAAAGGUUUUUCAACAGUUGUCGAGAACUUUCUUGGUGGAGUGACUCGCUUGAAGAGCGUGUGCAAAUUUGGGUCGGUGAUCUGACCCAGCCUCAAGCCGGUCUUGAUGAGCGCCAAUGGGAUACUAUCUUUGGCCUAAAUGGUCAGCCUCGACAAUUCGAUUUUAUCAUCCAUAAUGGGGCAAUUGUGAACUGGCUAGAGCCUUACGGAUCCCUUCAAAAGACCAAUGUGUUUAGUACACACGAGUUUCUCGCCGGCUUCCUACAAUCACAGGACCCUCCCCAGACUAUUUAUGUAUCUGGUGGCUAUCUGUCUGGCUUUGAAGAAACGCGCGAAGAGUUGGUGGAAAAGAUCAGCCAACUGCCUGCCUAUGACCAGACAAAGUUUGUGUCUGAGGUUAUGGUGACGCAUGUACAGUCGAUGAUGGACGUGGGGGGAAGUCGUCUAUGGACAUUCAAACCUGGAUUCAUCGUUGGGUCAACCGAAAAUGGACAUGCUCAGACUGGCGAUACACUUUGGCGUAUGGCCAAGGCAUGCGUCCAAGGUGGAUCCUACAGCAAGGAUGAUGCCUGCAAUUGGAUCACUGCUGCUGGUGUUGAUACCGUCGCAUCUAUGCUCGUUGAUCGGAUGUUGUCACCAGUGUUUGACUCAUGUGCCACGCAAACCCAGAAGCUACUUGAUGGAGUAUAUCUCCAGGAAAUAUGGGAUAUUCUGGAAAUGAUGGAUAUACAUCUUCGGCCUUUAAAACAUGAAGAGUGGUUUGAGGUGAUUCAGAAGGGCCUACAAGAAAGGGGUAAGUCACAUCCUUUAUUUCCAUUAAAAGAGUGGUUCAGAGAAACUAGAGGCUUCAUGGGGAUAGAGAAGCCAGCAAGUGACAUUGUCAGUGAAGAGAAUUGCCGCAAAUCUCGAGAAGCGGUAGUGAGAAGUUUGGAGUUUUUAGCCUCUUCAGGUUUCUUUAGUGAUGGAAUAAGUUCUACCACCACUUAA